AUGAGGAAUGAGAGCACUCUAUUGGGAUGUCCCGGUCUGCCUCACUCUGCUUGUGUUAUUUUGGGAGAUCAUAAGAUGUACACGGACCUCUGUUACAGGAACAACUUUCCAAAUGAGUUGGACUUCUUCUUAUGUGUUUUGGAAUAUGAGGAGAACUAA
Prunus armeniaca (apricot) is the source of this 159-nucleotide messenger RNA. The record is from the annotation of a GenBank genome assembly. NCBI's taxonomy places the organism in Eukaryota, Viridiplantae, Streptophyta, Magnoliopsida, Rosales, Rosaceae.